AUGGCAAGAAGCUAUGAAGAUCUUAGAUCCUCUGAUAUGAUUGGUGUUGAGUUUAGCAGCGUCAAGGCAGUGGACACAUUCUAUGCUUACUAUUCACUUGCCAUGGGCUUCAGUUUCCGAAAGGAAAAGUUGUGUCGAAAUGCAGCACAAGUGGUGGUGAGAAGACAUCCACCUCAUGGGACAAAACCGGUCUGCAAGAGGAAGACAGUUAACCAGAAACCAAUCGUGGAAGAUGCUGAUACAAGAAGUAUGAAACGUUCUGGGAAGCAGUUUGGUGAUGGUGAACAUGAAAAAAAAAGGCAGCGCCCUCCACAAAGAAAUAUUACCAGAGGUAAUUGUCAAGCCCGUAUCACAGCACGCCGAUGCAAGGAAAAUGGUGUCUUCCGUGUGGUCCAAUUCAUCACCGAACAUAACCACGACCUUGCUACAACAGAGUUUGUUCCCUUCCUCCGAUCCCACCGCAAGGUUCGGGACCAUGACGUUGCUCAGGUAACAGCACUUAAGAAAGUCUCUGUUGGUACUUGCCGGGCUUAUGAGUUGUUGGUCCACCAAGCCGGUGGCCAUGAAUUUGUUGGUUUCCUCAUAAAAGAUUUGUAUAACAAGAUGGACUCUGAAAGGAAGGAACUCAUGGUUGAUGGUGACGCCCAGUCCACAAUUAGUUUCAUGAAUUUGAAAGCAUCUAAAAAGGCGGAGUUUUUCUGUUUGUUCAGUGUUGAUGCCGAAGGCCGGCUGGGUAAUAUGUUUUGGAGAGAUACGAAGUCUCUAGCAGAUUACAAUAAUUUUGGGGAUGUUUUGAUUAUUGAUAGCACCUACAAGACCAACAUAUACGGCAAACCAUUAGCCGUCUUUGUUGGUGCAAAUAACCACAGGGCGACAGUACUAUUUGCGUGUGCAUUGUUGGCUGAUGAGAGUGAGGACACCUACAAUUGGGUGGUUACAGCCUUUUUGACUUCCAUGAGGGGGAAAAAACCAAUAUCGGUCCUCACUGACGGGGACGAGGCAUUGAGAAAUGCAGUUGUGAAUCUCAUUCUGGAGGCCCGACAUCGAUUGUGUGCAUGGCACAUUGCUAAGAAUGUUGUAAAAAAUGUUAGGGAUGCGGAUGUCCAAAGGGAUUUUUGCCACCUAAUUUUUGCCGGACUCGGAGUUGAUGAGUGGGAAAAGUCGUGGCAUUACAUGGUGACAAUGAAUGGGCUUCAAGACAACAAAUGGGUUGCUGCAAUGUACAACAAGAGGGAGAGGUGGGCAGAAGCUUUCUUUAGGAACCAUUUCUUCGGUGGUAUGUGUACCACUCAAAGAUGCGAGGCAAUGCAUAGAAAUUUAAAAGGUGGGGUUGGUCGUUACAUGAGGUUGUGUGAGGUGUUGCCACGCAUGGACAAGACAAUUGAACGCAUCAGGUUUAAUGGGCUUAACGAUGACUUCAAAUCAAUGAACUCGCACCCGGUUAUUGGCAGCCACAUGCGGUGUAUUCAACAGCAGGUUAGUGUAAGGUUUACCCACGACGUAUUCCUCCUCAUAAAAGAUCAAAUUCUUUUUGAGUCAAAGUUUCUCGUUGCUGACCGUGUUCGUUAUGAGAAUCAAGGAUCAACACUUCAUCUUGUAACCCAAUAUGGUAAACCUGAAAGGACAUGGCAUGUGACACAUUAUCAAGGUAAGCCCGACCUUUCUUUCGUAUGCUCAUGUCACCUCUUUGAGUCGGAUGGUAUUCCUUGCUGCCACAUCUUCACAGUCAUGAAGACAAUGAAUAUGACUACCCUUCCAGAUUCUUUGGUUAAUCAGAGGUGGACAAAACAGGCUUGUACCAAAGAUACCAGCACGCUCAGUAGUGGAAUAAUGCCCGCCAAGGAUUUGCAGCUUGCCCGUUAUGGGCAAAUGAUGGGUGAUUGUGCUCAAAUCUGUCAUUCAGCUUCAUUCUCAGAUGAGGCAUAUGAAGAAAUCACUAACUGUCUUAGUCGACUAAUGGUUAGGUCCAAAACAUUCAAGAGAUGCAAUGAUAGUCAACCACCAGAAACUGUUGAUGGUCUACACCCUAAUGUGAUUAGGGAUCCGAACGUGUGCAAAACCAAGGGCACUCAUUCCAGGCAUUCCACCAGUGUUGAGGUUGAGAGGGAUCAGCCAGGAGGGAGGGGUUGUGGAUUUUGCAGUCGGCCAGGUCAUAAUUCUACUCCGGGUUCCAAUAGAUACAAGGGUCCAGCUGGUUUCACAAACAUUGGUCAGAUUGAUGAGGAUGAUGCUUUCCUCAAUCAAACUAGCAGUCAACAUAUGUUGCAUCAUGUUGAAGAAUCUAGGACGUUUGACUUUUUUACCGGUCACGACACCUUUUUGGCUUCCUUGAGUGCUCCAUCUGUUCACCUGUAA
This is a messenger RNA of Rosa chinensis, 2355 nucleotides long. RefSeq names its product protein FAR1-RELATED SEQUENCE 5. NCBI's taxonomy places the organism in Eukaryota, Viridiplantae, Streptophyta, Magnoliopsida, Rosales, Rosaceae. The transcript is spliced from 3 exons. Bases 1 to 2355 code for a protein of 784 amino acids. The record is from RefSeq and is a predicted model, not a curated record. Gene Ontology annotation, molecular function: zinc ion binding.